CGGGCUUGUAGCUUGGUAGAGCGGUGUGUUCCGUCUGUGUGUACAUCUUGUUCUUUUCUGCCCCAUCCCGGGUCGGGAGGAAGCCGAGGGAAUUGGUUUUCCCGCCCGCGGUGGUUAUUCCUGCUGUUGCUAUGGGGGGUGGCGGGAGUAGCCAUGGCAAUAGGAAGGUCUCCUUCGAGAUGGAUGAGCAGGAGCGAGUGCGAGUCCUGCAGGGCAUCCGGCUUUCUGAAGAUGUGGUGAAACGAAUGAAGGAACCUUUCCAACCUAAAAGGGAUCAGCGAUCUCCGUCCUUGUCUCCGCCUCCUUUGUCACGAUCUACAGAAGGGAAAUGUAAGACGUCUACAGAGAUCCAUCCACCAACAGCUGACAACUUGGGCCGAAAACCCUCUGAAGCAGAGGAGGAUCUGUACAAGAGGUAUGAGCAAGAGCAGGCAAUGGUCCAAGAGGAGCUACUGCGACUGGCCAAAAGAGAGCGGGAGGCAGCCAACGAGAGUCUGAAUGUGAGCCUCCAGCGGGAGAGGAAUACCACCAAUGAAGAGAAGCUGAAAGCAGCCCAGCUGCCUGUGGAUUUGGAUGCCUGGUCCCAGGAACUGCAGUGGAAGGAUGAAGAACUGAAGAGGAGAGGCACCUUCUAUAAGGAGCAGUUGGCCCACAUUGAGAAGAAGAAUUCUGAAAUCUACAAGAUGACCUUGGAUCAAUACAAUGAGGCAGUUACCAAUGCAGAAGAUCAGAUCAGGAACUGUUGGUCCACUUCGAUUAAAGCCCAGCUGCUGGCAAAGUGCAGAAAGCAGGGGACCACAGAAGCUCUUAGAAGCCCAGCAUUCUUUUGGAGUCAUGCUGAUGCAAAUGAGUGCCUUCUGUCCAUGGUGGUCCACAAAAUCACCAUGAAUCCAUAUCCAGAUGCCUGCAUGUAUCAGUCUUAAUUGAUGGAUUUGGACUUGAGGGGGAAGGACCCUGCGUUUGGAGGAAAAGCUAUGCUCUGCGUAAUGUAUGUCACCACCAUCAUUAUCUCUCUUCCACUGAGAGAAGAAUUCCCAUUAAUAGAUCUCGUUUCUGACAUGAGUGAUAAGCCUCCAUUUUUUUUAAAAAAAAAAAGCCUGUUAAGUUUUUUGUUUCACUGUUACUCUGUAUUUCAUAAGACAUUGCCUUUGUCCUUCAGAACAAGGAAUCUAAGGAAAUGCCAGAGCCUGUGUAUAUUGAGUUAAUAAUGACUCAAGCAGGUGUGAUUGUAUGUUUGACACUAACAGAGACAUUCCUGCCUUCCCCUCUCAAGCUUCCUCCUAAGAACAAUAAAAAUGUGUUUAAUGGCC
Messenger RNA from Podarcis muralis (Common wall lizard), 1310 nucleotides. It is a transcript of the gene CHCHD6, whose product is annotated as coiled-coil-helix-coiled-coil-helix domain containing 6. Gene Ontology annotation, biological process: DNA damage response; cristae formation. Lineage: Eukaryota; Metazoa; Chordata; Lepidosauria; Squamata; Lacertidae. The record is from RefSeq and is a predicted model, not a curated record. Gene Ontology annotation, cellular component: MICOS complex; mitochondrion.